This is a messenger RNA of Microdochium trichocladiopsis, 897 nucleotides long. RefSeq lists its product as uncharacterized. NCBI's taxonomy places the organism in Eukaryota, Fungi, Ascomycota, Sordariomycetes, Xylariales, Microdochiaceae. The record is from RefSeq and is a predicted model, not a curated record. Bases 1 to 897 code for a protein of 298 amino acids. The transcript is spliced from 3 exons.
AUGGCCAAAUUUUCCGAGACUGCUCGCGAGCGUGAGCUCUUCAGAUACGAAGCGUCGGCGAUAUCUGGCACGGUCCCUACCCGUCUUGGUGCCCCGCCAAUUGCUUCUCUGACGCAAAACGCGCCGUUCCAGCAGGAUCCGAUCCUCACAGCACUGGCACAGCUGUGUGCUUUGCGCCUCGAAGCCGCCUGUGCCUACAUUUCCUUCUUCGACACCCAAUCACAACAUGUCGUAGCCUGUGCGAGCUCGACCUCGAGCAUUUUCGGCGCGACUCCAGACACGGAUCUUCUCGACUUAUGUGGCAAGGCAUUCCCACGGCAGUCCUCCAUAAGUGAGCAUGUUCUCCAGCUCGACGACAUCCUGACCGAGGUGGACGCGCCAAAGGCAUACCGAGGCCAACAUCUUCCGGUCUCCCACAUAUCAGACCUCGCAGCACAUCCGCAAUUUUCACAACAUGUGUUCGUAGUGGGAAAGAACGGCAUGCGCUGGCAUGCAGCGGUGCCCAUCCAGUCGCCAAGGGGAGCCAAUAUCGGAGUCAUCAUCGUCUACGACCCACAGCCGAGAUCCGAUGCCGAAGCGCUGCCAGAGAACGCUGCCAGGGCUCUGCGGGAAGCGUCAUGCGCAAUCACGCAGAAUAUGAAGCUGCAGUGGGCGAAUGACGCCCUGCGCCGCAAUGAGAGGAUGGUGCGAGGCUUGGGCAGUUUUGUGGAGGGUAGCGCUGGCAUAGCGUUCUCGGAGAAGGCGGACAAUAUGGCCUCCUUUGAGAAUGCCCGGGACGAGGGAUCUUUAAACAUCCGCCAACAAUUCCUCCAGAGACCAGCUACGGACGAGGGACUCCCCGCACCGGGCUACACUAUUAUUGAUCUCUUUCACGGCAUUAGAAAUCCCUUGUCCUAG